CAAACCCGAUCAGUGGAAUGCCCAGCUGCGACUGCGCACGGUCACCUCAGGCCGAGGACGGCAGAGGGUCUGUGAUUCUACAGUGCUGGAGCCUGGAGGCCUGCCUCUGUUCUUCUGAGCUAUGGAUGGGAGAGACAGGAGGGCGCUGGUGAGGGAAAUCCUGAGGGACAAAAAGACUUGGUUCGCUUCGUUUCUUGUCUGCUGGGCUGCUGCUCUUCAGGCACAUAUCAACUGGGUUAAGAAGCAGGACACCUUCAUUGAUAAGUUUGGUACUCCAGAGCAGAAGGAGGCACUCAAAGCAAAGCAUGAAGCAGCUGAGGAAUCUGCUCACUGAAAGAUCCUGACUUGUCAAAGAACCUAGAUAAAUUCGGGAAACAAAUUCUCGACUCUCAGAAUUGUCUACCUAAAAAUAAAUGAAGCAACAAAUUCUUGCUUCUCAGCAUUGAGAAGUUAGCUGAGAUUACUUCUAGGUAUGUGAAAAGCCUCUGUGGUUGUUUGGUCUUCUAUCUUUUGAUAGGCAAGGUGGAGGAUGGGCCUUUGAGAUUCUAACAUAAUUCUCAGUGUGACAUACUUUUUCGUUUGCUCUUCUGCAGUUUGUCGAAAUAUGUAACAAAGAUAAUGUAGAUUUUGGCCAUGAUUGCAAAUUUUGUGGGUCCAUGCUCCUGGGAACAUUUUAAGCGAUGCCAGAAGGCCCAAAACAUUGUACUGGGUCUCUGCUUCGUUUUUCUUUUGUAAAGAAAAUGUUUGAAAACGUUAGUCUGGUCAAAUAUGUAAGCUCAGUGGGAGUAGCUCAUGUCGGUGCAGAUUAAAGCAGGUCAGGAUUUUCAAGCACAAGCUAGUCAAAAUCAUGAGAUUCAUACUGAUAGUCCUGGAUUGUAGAUCUCCGCUUCCUUUGCUGUUAAUGAAAGUAAAUUGGUUUCAUCA
Nymphaea colorata (pocket water lily) is the source of this 924-nucleotide messenger RNA. RefSeq lists its product as uncharacterized. The transcript is spliced from 2 exons. Lineage: Eukaryota; Viridiplantae; Streptophyta; Magnoliopsida; Nymphaeales; Nymphaeaceae. The record is from RefSeq and is a predicted model, not a curated record. Bases 122 to 334 code for a protein of 70 amino acids.